AUGGUUGGUUGGCAAACAACUAUAUCACCAAAAUUAGUCAACAGCAACAACACCAUCGAUACUACAUAUAAUAAUAAUAAUAAUAAUAAUACGAACAAUAGUAUCUCAAUAAGUGAAGUUACAACUCCAACUCAUAAAAGAUAUAGUGAAAGUAUUGUUAUUGUAAAAUCAAACACAUCACAAAAUAAAUCAAAACAAUAA
Messenger RNA from Heterostelium album PN500, 201 nucleotides. RefSeq lists its product as uncharacterized. The record is from RefSeq and is a predicted model, not a curated record. The transcript has 5 exons. Lineage: Eukaryota; Evosea; Eumycetozoa; Acytosteliales; Acytosteliaceae. Bases 1 to 201 code for a protein of 66 amino acids.